AGAUGAGGUUUUGGUGGAAAUGGAAACUUGUGAGGAGUUAAGGCCAGUUAUGCCCUCUGCUAGUCGCCCAAGUUACAGCUCUGGUGGAAAAUAUGGAUUUUCUGAUCGUGUAAUUGAUGGUAUGUCUGUGACUGUGAACUCUGUCAUCAUCACUUUCAGGUCUCCUGCAUUUCAAGCAUCGUUUCAGAUUUCCCGACUUCUAGUAGAAAGUAGAACCCCUAGCUGGAAGAAAGAAGACCUCCGACUCACACGCAUCAAGCAUCCUGAGAAGAGAGAAAUUCUGCUUUUCAAACAAAUAGAAUGGCAAGUCCUUCGAAUAGAAGCAAAAGCUGUUGGAAAUACUGCACUUUUGGGACAUCCAAAUGUUACGUUAACUCCACUUCGACUAAUCACUAACCAGGCUUGUUGCAGAAUUACCGUCAAAAAGAAACUUAACGACUGCAGCAUUAUAGGAACAAGGCUAGUUAUGAUACUGGAUGACUUGUUGUGGGUUCUUACUGAUGCUCAAUUAAUUGCUGCCCUACACUUCAUGCAGUCGCUAAAAGACCUAGUCCAACGUGCAACCCAGAGGGCUCAAAAACUAAAGGCUGUGCAGAAGUUGGCAUCCCAAAGUGAUGCUGUGCUUCAGAGCCAGGCUCAGUCUCAGUACACAGUGAAACCAAAAGCUGAUGUAAGCCAAGCGGUCACACCGUUGACACGCCUCUUUAAUCACUACGAUGUGAUCGAGACAUCCUGUCAUCUCUAUUCAGGAAUGAUCGAACUCCACUUGUGUGAUGACUUGGAUCCAAAGGGACGAUCAGGAUGUGAAAACCUAAAGAAUGGUGGUGCUCUUCAGAUCUCUCUUCAAAAAUUAGUGAUUGAUUAUUAUCCUUAUCACUGUGCAAUGGGAAGCCGAGAUCACUGGCUUCGGUAUAAUGAACCCUCGACGGGAAGAAAUGCUUGGGUUCAACAGCUCCUGUCAUUAUUCCAAAACAGGAUUCAAGCCUUUUACCAGGCUGACUUGGCUGAAAGUGGUAAACCAGGUCAUGCACCAGUGUUUAGGGCACCCCCUCAUGGUGUACAAUCAGGUUACAAGCAAAGUAGCAGUUCCUCGGCUGAAUCCAGAUCACAUCUGCCCAGCUCUUCUCCGGAAGGAAGCCGGAGUUCUAGUCUCUACCCACUAAGGAAGUCUUCCGCUAGGUGGAGUCUUAAACACAUGAUGUCAUGUUGUGUUAUCCUAAGGAUUGAGGAUUUCUCUGUACAUAAUAUUUCUACAUCCUCCAAAAGUCGAUCACGCACAACACCAGGAAAGUUUUUAGCUUCGGACAGGACAACUAUUCUUUUACCUCCAGACAUGAAAGCUGUGCAUCUUGAGAUGACGUAUUAUUAUUUUCCAGGGGAUUUGGAUUUCCCAGUUCCAAGUCCUUAUGUACACAUGCACUUAGGUCCUGUGUAUGGUACUUAUGAUAGCCAAACAGUUUUAUGGCUUAAUGCUUUUUUUCUCAACAUACAGAAUUCUAUGGUUCCUGCAGCUCCUCCUCCUCCAGUUGCUUCCCCACCUUCAGUGGAUGUACGUUUUGAGGCUCUAAUGUCAAAGGUGAUAUUUCCUUGUGAUCAAAGUUAUCCACAUCAGCUGGAAUGGCCACAAGCUCUUCAUCUGCAGGCUUCUCGUAUUGUGGCCACAAAUCGUAGACUUGGUGACCAUGCAUCAAAAUCGCACCUGAGCCAGUGUCUAGAAACCUUCAGUGAAGGUACAUUGUUAUAUGAAAACAAUACCUAUCCGUGGAGGAUGGGAGAUUUCAAGCCAAUACCUGAAGGGCUGUUGGAAUAUGUUAUUGGAAAAUCCACGCUUUCUGGAAAUAGCGAGGAGGGUGCUUCACCAACUCUUAGUAAUAAAGGUUUCCUCAACAGUGAUGAUAAAAUAGUUUGGAGUGUCCAUCUUGACCCUUUUUGGGCUGAUUUUGUUAGUGGAGAAAUGGGAAAGAGAAGACCACAGACAUUUAUUGAUGCAUUACCUCUUACUAUUUGGCUGUAUGGCCAACAGAAUGGGUCGUCAACAAGAACUUCUUCUCCAGAUAAUCGUCAUGGUAAAGACGUAACUGACAACACGACAGAUAAGAAGACGGAUCCAAAAAGUCUUGGUGAUGCAAAGCCAGAAGUAGAAUCAGCAGAUGCUAAAACUUACAUGGUCCUUCACGUUCAUUCCAUAGUGAAUGUCCAGAUGACUCAUCAUCAGUAUAUAUUUUUACUUCGUGUACUAGAUACAAUAAGUGAGACAAACACUCAACUGGCUAAUGACGUAAUCAACAUUCUUGGAGAAGAAAUGCCUUCGAGCAUGUGUAUUGCUGCUUUUUGGCCACGUGUAGAUCUUUCAUUAUUGCUUCAGAAUAUAAAGCAGUAUACUGCUACGUCUGGUUCAGAUGAUCUAGUGUCACUUCUAAAAUCUCCCUCUCAGAGUGAAAUUCAUCUCUUCCCUGCUUCUCAAGAACCCUCGUUAGCAGAAGAUGCUAGUAAAAAAGAAUACGUGCCAACAAGUAGCUUCAAUGAGGUGCCAGUUGUCGUCAAUCUGCCAAAGUCUCAUAGUGAUUCUGUAUUAAGUUUCCAUUCGUCUAGUACAACACCUCCUUUAACUCCUCCAGCAGAUGCUUCGUGCAGUACAAUAGAAAAUACCAGCGAACCACUUCAAAGAGGAAUACAGAGCAGCAGAAAGGCAGUAAAAAAGGGUCUCACUAACAUAAUGGCAAGCAUAGAUUCCGUAAUGACAAGAGGUUCACCACAGUGGUCAGAACACAAUGAAGAAAACAGUUCCGUAGCUGAUGAUGACACCUUAUCUGUAAGGAGUGACUUUUCAUCUGAUAGUGACCAAAUGUUUGUGGUGGGUCUAGACACAGCAGGAAGUGAAGAAGACAUAAAUGUGUUUCCUACAAAAAGCCAUACAAGCGUAGAUGUGGAAAUUGCUGAUGAUGCUCAGGAACUGUCAGGAAGCAACAAUGAUGACAGCUCAAACAGUGAAAAAAAAAAUGAUAUACAAAUUUCAAGAGUAACCCUGAAAUUUGAGGGAGUGGAAACAGUAGUUCUGUUUGUUGGUGCAAGUUCCUCAGUGUUAUUAAAAACUUGUCACUUGGAAGUAGAAGAAGACAGUGCCAUUUCGUGGGAGAGCUUUCAAAAUCAUUUCUCAUCAAAAUCUCGUUCUUGGAAGAACAGUCAGUCAAACAAUCUGAAAGGAAAAUUUAAGCUUAUUUUGAGGUUUGAUCAAGGAUCAGCAGCAACAUCUUGUUACCAGGAGGCAGGAGACAUUGGCUACCUGACAUGUUUGGUCCAGAAUAUUGAUUUGGAUGUGCUUAUGAGCUCGUGUUCGGGAAUUGGUGCAUUUCUUAAAGAUGAAAUUGUGACAGAAACUGUGCCUUCAAGAAUCCUGAUUGACUCAUUGAAAAUUAAAUUGAAGGAUGACCAGUUUUCCAGCGUUUCCACACAAGCACAGCCUCUUCCUAUGUGCAUUAACCUACCUGGUUGUCUUAUUGAAAGAACCAAAGAAAACAUCAUACGUAUACUGCCUUUACCUCCAGGUGUGGAUUUUGCUUCUGUUUUGGGUGCUGAUAAGAAAGAAAGUGGUGGUGAUGAUGCUAAAAGUGGAUUGGAAGAUCUGACAUUUGAUCCUAAUAAGCUAAAGAGAUACUAUAAUGUUAGUAAAUUUUAUACCAGUACAAAGAAGACAAUGGAUCUCUCCGAAGUACACGUCUUCUCGGAUACAAGUCACCUAACUAGUCUGGAUGAAGUAGAUAAUAAGGAAAAUCUUUCAUCUGAAAAUGAAAAAUUAAGACUAAAACUUACAGCACUUAUUGGUGUUAAGCGUGAGAACGAACUACUGAAAGAACAGAUGAAUCAGAUUUUAUCCGUACAAGGUAAAGAAGAAAUAGAGCAACAACUAGUAUUAGCCCAAGAUGAAAUUCGUCGUCUUGAAGAAGAAAAACGAUCUCUGAUGGAGACGAUGCAGGUGCUACAGGAGGAGCUGAAUAAAGCUGAGCUAGAAAAACAACGAAAAUGUUUCUCAGGUUGCUAAAAAAAAAUGUGUAUUUUGUAAAUGUCAAAACUUGUGGUUUUCUGAUUUCUUGACUGUGAUGGCAAAGCCAUAUGAAACCAAAGACUUGGCUGUGAUUAGUUCUAAACCAUUUUGUUGUGUUCACUAUGUAAGUAAUAGCAUUAAAAAAAAACAUUAAUUAAUUUGCUGCAGCAGGAAUGACUGUUCAAACAUUUAUGAUUCUUUAGUAGAUUGCUUCAAUGGAAUUGUUAAACUACGUAACAUUUUAACUUAAAUAACGGCAAGGUAAUUCUUUUGUAAUCAUGAAAAUUAUUUGAAUAUUUGCCAUACAAACUAAAUAAAGUUCAGGAUGUAGGUUAAGUGUAGUAACACUGUCUAGAGCUUAGAAAGUGUGUACUAUAUGUGUGUGUGACUUAACUACAAAUUUCAUGUGUGUGUGUGUGUCUUGGGUAAGUAGUGGAAAGAUGGUUUUAAUACCUAUUUUUAGAUGUGUAUUUACUUGAAAGUAGUCUUUGAUUGGCUGGAAAAACCUAUGAACAAAAGUCAAAACCAGUCUUUUUAGUAAACUUGGUAUUGUUAUGAAGUUUUCUCCAUUAGAACUUUCCAAAAGUACACGGAAACGUUGUUUAAUGAUAAUAACAGAAUUGUUAUUCAGAUGCUGACCUAACUGUAGAAAGAUUAAAACACGUGUCAGCAUAUUAAUUUGUGUACUAUUGUUUCUUUGUUUUCAGAGAGAUUAAGAUGAACAACAGGAGUGAUGGAAUGUAUGUAAAUGUGGGUGUAAAACUAUAUAAAUGGUGUAAUUAUUGAGUUUUAUUACUUGCGUGAUACUUCAAAAAGGAAUUUCAGUGAUAAGGUAUUAUAAAUCUCUACAGUGUAUAUAAACAUGAUAGUGUUAUUAUUAAAAUAUAUUAACUUUUAUCAGGUUUUAGUACUCGUAUCACACAGUUCAAAUGCCUAAAAUAUGUUGACCAGUUUAUUUAUAAUUGAAUUGAAAUUUUUCUAUUGAAAAAUCCUCAAAAAGAUUUGGUAAUUAUUGAAUAUACUUAGGUUAACUUCAGUGAGGGAAAUUUAUAUUAACUGUGUAGACAUAAUACAUUUCUUUAGUAGUAACAAGAAAUUAUAUUAAAAUCUGUGAAUCAUUUAGUAAAAAAAUUGAUGAUGAAAUUUAGUAGAGAAGUUAAUAAUAGCCAGCCAGUUUAAGUUUUAGAACCCAAAAUAAAGAAAGAAGGUUAAUAUGAUGAGAGAGACAGAACGUUACAUACACAUAACUUAAAAAAAAUCAAGUGGGUGAGUUUUUUGUUACUGGAUGUUCAUAAAAAGUUUUUGUCGAAGUGAAAUUAAAUUAAUUUAAAAACUAAUCUACUGUCAAAUGAAUUAAGGCUUAUUUUUAGUGAUUGUUGUCAUCAUUUUUUACAGUUUCAGAGUAAAUAAAUAAUGGUGAAUGAUAAAUGUGAAGCAUAAGAAGUUUUAACUGUACUCGUCUACUGUAAUAUGUUAGUUGACUUGUAUGGAAACGUAACUGGCAUGUUGAAAAAAUAGAUGAAUUUUUCUUAUGGUCAUUAUCAUUUCUCAUUUUGGGCACUAGUUUAAGUGAAAGUGUAGUCAUAAAAUGUUUCAUUGUUUUAUUAAGAAAAUGGUCAGAAGUACUUUGAUAUACAAUUAAUUCACAGUCAGAAGUACUUUGAUAUACAAUUAAUACACAGUUAGAAGUACUUUGAUAUACAAUUAAUACACAGUUAGAAGUACUUUGAUAUACAAUUAAUACACAGUUAGAAGUACUUUGAUACAAGACUUACACAAUUAAUACACAGUUAGAAGUACUUGACUUACACAAUUAAUACACAGUUAGAAGUACUUUAAUACAUGACUUACACAAUUAAUACACAGUUAGAAGUACUUUGAUACGUGACUUACACAAUUAAAACACAGUUAGAAGUACUUUGAUACAAGACUUACACAAUUAAUACACAGAAGUACUUUGAUACAAAGACUUACACAAUUAAUACACAGUUAGAAGUACUUUG
Molecule: messenger RNA, 6045 nt
Organism: Limulus polyphemus (Atlantic horseshoe crab)
Lineage: Eukaryota; Metazoa; Arthropoda; Merostomata; Xiphosura; Limulidae
Product: UHRF1-binding protein 1-like
Exons: 16
Coding region: 20-4039 (1339 amino acids)
Source: RefSeq, a predicted model, not a curated record